AGUAGUAUCAACUUCCUGUGCAGAGUUGGAAGCUGGUAUUCAGCCUAGAAAAUUAGCAAUGUCGGGUGUCGAGAAAACGUCCAACGAGUCUCCGGAGGUGGAAGAUAAAAAUAAAGAAAUGGAUGCUGAGGCGGAGGAAAGCUUCGGAGACGAUUACGGUGUCGAGCCAAGUCAAUAUUUAUUUUACAGUGACAGAAAGGAGUGGGCUGACCUGGAACCUGUUCCCCAGGAUGAGGGACCAAACCCUGUUGUUAAGAUCGCAUAUUCUAAAAAAUUCUCAGAUGUUUAUGAUUAUUUCCGUGCCCUCCUAAAGAAAGACGAAAGGAGUGAAAGAGCUUUCGCUUUGACAGCAGACGCCAUCGAUCUGAAUGCUGCAAAUUACACUGUCUGGCACUACAGGCGAAUUCUGCUGCAGGCUCUGUCGAAGGAUCUGAGGAAAGAGAUGACUUACAUAACUAAUAUUAUUGAGGAACAGCCCAAAAACUACCAAGUCUGGCAUCACAGGCGGAUGGUGGUGGAGUGGCUGAAUGACCCGACAGAGGAGCUGGCCUUCAUCGCUGAGAUCCUCAGCCAGGAUGCCAAGAACUACCACGCCUGGCAGCACAGGCAGUGGGUCAUCCAGGAGUACAAGCUGUGGGACAACGAGCUGGAGUUUGUGGAAAGUCUUUUGGAGGACGAUGUGAGGAAUAAUUCAGCGUGGAACCAAAGGCAUUUUGUGAUUUCUCACACGACGGGCUACUCCGAUCCAGCUGUGGUGGAGCGAGAGAUUCAGUAUUGUCUGCAGCAGAUCAGGAAGGCUCCUCACAAUGAAAGCGCAUGGAAUUACUUGAAAGGAAUUCUGCAAGACCACGGCCUGUCAUCUCAGCCGGGUCUGCUGGAGAAGGUCCUGGAGCUGAAGGAGACGCACUGCUCUCCUUACCUUCUUGCUUUCCUGUUCGAUUGCUACGAAGACGCUCUAGAAAACUCCAAGAAUACGGAGGAGCAAGAACGGCAGGAAACGUUGAGCAAGGCUUUAGAAAUUUGUGAGCUCCUGGCUCAGGAGAAGGACACCAUCCGUAAGGAGUAUUGGCAGUUUUUGGGACGCUCUUUGCAGAGCAGACAUGGAAGGAGCUCUUCGGAAGAGCCGCCGGGUGCCGAGGCAGAGUCACUUCCUGCGUCUGGGGUGCAGGAGGCCAGCUGAAACUCCAGGAGACGCCCCCUUGGUCUUUAUCGGUGCCGUGGCAGAGUCUGAUAUGACUGUAAACCAUUUAGUGUGACGUCUUCAAAUCUAACCGCCUAGAAUAAUAAGUCUUUGCUACACUUACAUCCUCUUUUACUGCUUCUGUGAUUCUGGAGAACUUCAGUCCACCUUAAACUGGAGCUGAAGAGCCAGACUGAGACUACCUUUAAUCUGCAAAGUGUUAGCCAGCUGUAAUACUAUGGAUUCAACACUCCUGCAAGCGUUUGCUUCAAUGACCGUCUGGAGGAAAAUCCCGUCGACUCUCGACCACAAAGCUAAUGAUCAGUCAAGUUUAUUCCUGACUCGAGGACUUCAGAGGGACUUCUGUUUCUGUAAACAUCAGUAUUGUUUCAUGAAUCACGUUGCAAUAACAGUUUGCUAUAAUACUUGCAGUAGUUUGUUAAAGUUCUUUCUAAGAAAAUAAAAGCGUGAGGAGGUGAAAUGCUCUAGAAGUU
Messenger RNA from Oryzias latipes (Japanese medaka), 1674 nucleotides. RefSeq names its product farnesyltransferase, CAAX box, subunit alpha (gene fnta). Gene Ontology annotation, molecular function: protein farnesyltransferase activity; CAAX-protein geranylgeranyltransferase activity. NCBI's taxonomy places the organism in Eukaryota, Metazoa, Chordata, Actinopteri, Beloniformes, Adrianichthyidae. Gene Ontology annotation, biological process: protein geranylgeranylation; protein farnesylation. The record is from RefSeq and is a predicted model, not a curated record. Gene Ontology annotation, cellular component: protein farnesyltransferase complex; cytoplasm; CAAX-protein geranylgeranyltransferase complex.